Messenger RNA from Selaginella moellendorffii, 1517 nucleotides. RefSeq names its product eukaryotic translation initiation factor 3 subunit A-like. Gene Ontology annotation, cellular component: ribonucleoprotein complex; nuclear outer membrane-endoplasmic reticulum membrane network; endoplasmic reticulum. Gene Ontology annotation, molecular function: mRNA binding. Gene Ontology annotation, biological process: intracellular mRNA localization. The record is from RefSeq and is a predicted model, not a curated record. The coding region runs from base 48 to 1439 and encodes 463 amino acids. The transcript has a single exon. NCBI's taxonomy places the organism in Eukaryota, Viridiplantae, Streptophyta, Lycopodiopsida, Selaginellales, Selaginellaceae.
GAAUCAGUUAGAAGCAAGGCUAGGGUUCUUGAUUUUAAGCGCAGAUCAUGGUAGCGAUGGUGGAGGCGGCGGCAUCGGCGGCGCAGGCCAGCCGCCCGGAUCGAGCGGAUCGGAAGGCCGUGGAGGCGGCGGCGGCGGCGGCGGAGGAGGAGAUCAAGGCGCUCCAGGGCCGGAUUGUGGAGAUCAAGGCGCAGCUGGAGUCGUCCAAGGGCACCAGGUACGCGCAGUCGCCGGAGCUCGUCGAGGCCCGGAACAAGCUGGCCGUGAUGAACGCCUCCUUCGCGGACAACCUCGAGGAGAAGCGGCGGAUCAAGGCGGAGCUGGAGGCGGCGGACAAGAUCCGCGAGCAGGGCCGCGUCGAGGCGCGCGCGCUGCGAGAGAAGUUGCCCUCCGCCGCCAAGCUGGAGCUCAUCGACGCUGAGAUCCAGCGGCUCGAGUACCGGAUCCAGCACACGUCUCUGGCGAUCAAGGAGGAGAGGGGCGCGAUGGCGCAGCUCAAGGAGCUCCGGCGGUCGCGGGAGAUGGUGGUGGAGUACAACCAGAGGAUGGAGCAGAUCGCCCAAGAGCAGGAGCUCCGGGGCGCGGCGCUGGAGCGAGCCAGGGAGAAGGACAAGCUCCUGACGAGCCUCAAGGCGGAGAUCAACGAGCUCAAGAAGACCAUGGACCAGAUCCGGGAGAGCGAGGCCGCCAAGGCGCUGGACACCUCGGCGCUGGCGGCGGAGAGGAACAGCGCGUACGAGAGGAUCAAGAACCUGCGGGAGGGGAUCAACGCGCGGUGGUCGGAGUUCUUCGCGAGGGAGAAGGUGGCGAGGGAGAGGAGGGCGGUGGCAGCGAGGCAGAACGAGGAGAGGAGGCGGGCCGAGUGGCUGGAGCGGGAGAAGACGAGGAAGAGGAUCGCGGAGGAGAACUUUGUGGAGAAGUAUACCGACGAGAUCAUCCUGUGCGAGCAGCUGGGAGCGUACCUCCAGAAGCUCACGCCGGUGGAGGUGGCGGAGGAUAAGUUGCCCGAGACGCCAGCAUCGAGGGAGGCGGUGGCCAGCGUGGAGGGAUUCGGGACGAUGCUGCAGAGCAAGAAGAACCGGAGCGAGGAUGAGGGCUGGUUUGCCGGGAAAUCGAAAGAGCCCAGUGCUAGAGGCAAGAAAGGAAAGGGCGCGGUACCUCCGAAGGAGAAGCUUUGCUUGUCUCUGGACGCGCUCGCCUCCUUCGCGAAGCUCGGCAUAUCGCCGCCCUCCACGGUCGGGGAGGCGAACAAGGUGGUGGAAACGCUCAAGACCAAGAAGGGUGAUUUCGUCAAGCUCCAGGCCUCGGCGAAGGCUGCGAGGGAGAAGUCAGAUGCAACGGAAGAAACAACGAAGGACGAGAUGCCUGAGAGUGAAUUCCCGAAAGUUGACGAGGCUCUUCCACAGAAGCUGGAGGAGAAGCUGGAGGCAGCCGCUUGAAAGCAAAAGCAAACUUUUUGUUCUUCACAGUGCUCACACACAGAUUGAUUGAAUAAGCGAUUGUUUACUCGUUUGUUA